AUGGAUAAGCAGCCUCAAAAGGUGGCUGUCAUCGGCCUCGGCGUCGCCGGUCUUGUCGCCGUCAAGAAUAUGCUCGAAGUCGGCUUCGACGUAACUGGAUUUGAGCGUAGUGAGUAUGUCGGAGGUCUUUGGCAUUACACCGAGCAAGACAAGACAUCAGUCUUACCGAGUACCAUCAUCAACAUCUCCAAAGAAAGGGCCGCAUUUACAGACUUUCCAUACCCAGACUCCACACCAAGCCAUUGUCCGUCCGCCAAAGUGGAAGAGUACAUUGAGUCUUACGUAGACCACUUCAACUUUCGUGAUAAGCUUCGUUUAGGCGUAUCGGUAGAGAAAGUGCGACGCGAUGACGAGCGUAAUCGGUGGGUUGUAGACAUCCAGGGCUCUGAGCCCGAAUAUUUCGACAAGGUCAUUAUGGCGACGGGCGGGAACAAUCGUCCUCAUAUUCCCAAGGUCGAGGGCAUGGAGCAAUUUGAAGGCGAGGUUCUACAUUCACGGGCCUUCAAACGACCAGAGCUCUUCAAGGGCAAACGCGUUGUAGUUGUCGGCGUCUCUAAUACAGGCGCUGAUACCGCAGCAGCUCUUUGUGGGCAUGCCGAAAAAGUCUGGUUAUCUCGCAGUCACGGUGUUAUAGUUAUCCCACGAAAGCGCGAUGGCAUUCCAUUCGAUCACACCAUCACAGCGCGCACAAUGGCCCUUAUGGGAAUGUUUGAGAACACAUUUCCUCAUCUGUACGAGAUCAUCUUCAAUUCGAUCUGCAAGAAGAUGCAGGACAAUGCGUUCAAGAUAAGGCCUGAAUGGGGUCUUUCUCCUGCGGAUUCUGUCCUGCACACUCUGCCCGUCGUGUCGGAUAAUCUCAUCCCUCUGCUGGAGUCGGGCGAUAUCACCUCAGUCCCUAAGAUAAAGCGCGUCACAGGGCCCAGAGAGAUUGAGCUCGCGGAUGAUACGCGUCUGGAUGUUGACACGAUCAUCUGGUGCACCGGAUACAAGGGAGAUUUUAGUCUCAUGGACCCCAGCGUUGAUCCCACGCGCAGCACAACGCCAAAAUGGGCAGAAGCAAUUGGUUCUCGUGGGAAACCCCUUCCGCGUCUCUACCAAAACGUGUUUUCGCUCGAUUACCCAGACUCACUCGCCUUCAUGGGCAAUCUCCUCGUCGCAACAAGCGCAUUCCCCAUCAGCGAUCUUUGCACCAUGGCAAUCGCUCAAAUCUGGAGGGGCAAUUCCCCUCUUCCCUCAAUUGAUGAAAUGAACCGCGCCACGGACAAACAGCACGAGUUAAUCUGUAAGCUCGCUAACGAAGGCAGCGUGUCGCCUGGUUGGUUGCGACAAGCUGACUGGCUUGCAUGGGCUGACAAGGCAGCUGGGGCACAAGUGUAUGAGCAUCUCGGGUGGGGAUUGAAAGGGUGGAGGUUGUGGUGGAAUGAUCGUGCUUUGUAUAGGAUGUUGAUGGAUGGGAUUUUUACGCCGUUUGUGUGGAGGGUGUUUGAUGGGGAGGGCAAGAGGAAGAACUGGGAUGGGGCGAGGGAGGCGAUUGAGAAGGUCAAUGCUGAGUUGGCAGCUGCAAAGGCGAAGAAUAAGAACAAGAAGAGUGAGUAG
Messenger RNA from Fusarium odoratissimum NRRL 54006, 1596 nucleotides. RefSeq lists its product as uncharacterized. Lineage: Eukaryota; Fungi; Ascomycota; Sordariomycetes; Hypocreales; Nectriaceae. The transcript has 6 exons. The coding region runs from base 1 to 1596 and encodes 531 amino acids. The record is from RefSeq and is a predicted model, not a curated record. Gene Ontology annotation, molecular function: NADP binding; N,N-dimethylaniline monooxygenase activity; flavin adenine dinucleotide binding.